Molecule: messenger RNA, 1497 nt
Organism: Drosophila novamexicana
Lineage: Eukaryota; Metazoa; Arthropoda; Insecta; Diptera; Drosophilidae
Product: probable cytochrome P450 6a23
Exons: 2
Coding region: 1-1497 (498 amino acids)
Molecular function (GO): oxidoreductase activity, acting on paired donors, with incorporation or reduction of molecular oxygen; heme binding; monooxygenase activity
Source: RefSeq, a predicted model, not a curated record
AUGUUCGCCUCAACUUCGCUACUCGCGUGUGUCCUGAUCGGAUUCUAUAUUUGGAUAAGGCAGCGCCUAUCCUACUUUGAGCGUCGUGGCAUUGCGCAUGAAGCUCCCCUACCGCUGGUGGGAAAUCUGUGGGGCUGGCGGGUAACCAGACACACCUCGGAAAUAGUACAGAAUCUCUAUGUGAGGUACAAGCACUUGGGCCCACUCGUUGGAUUUUAUUUUCUUAUGACGCCCGCCUAUAUUAUUUCGGAUAUGGAGCUGCUGAAGCGGGUCUUCAUCAAGGAUUUUGCUAACUUUGACAGUCGAGGGCUGUUUUACAAUGAGCGGGACGAUCCCUUGUCCGCGCAUCUCUUUGCCAUUGAUGGUCCCAAGUGGCACAGCCUGAGGCCCCGCAUGUCGCCCAUAUUCAGCAGUGCCAAGAUGAAGCUUAUGUUUCCAGCGGUGCUGCGAACAGCUCGGGAGCUGUCGCAUGUGCUGCACGAGCGUUGCGCGGGAAAGACUGCUUUCUUGGAGGUCACCAAGCUGCUCGCCUGCUACACGGCGGACACCAUUGGCUCCGCCAUUUUCGGGCUGGAGUGCAAUAGUCUGCGCAAUCCAAAAGCGCCCUUUGUGCAGAUGGGCCUGAAUGCGAUGCUCAAGAAGCGCAUCGAUUACAUAUUCUGCCUGCUCUUCCCUGAGCUGAGCCUCAGACUGCACAUCAAGCGAACUCCCGCCGACGUGGAGGCCUUCUACAUGGGCCUGGUCAAAGACACCAUCAGCUACAGGGAGCAGCACAAGAUAAAGCGCAACGACUUCGUUGAUAUCAUGCUGGAAAUGAAACAGAAAUACGAUUCGGGCAACACAGCCGAGGGUCUGACUGUCAAUGAGAUCGCCGCCCAGAUGUACGUAUUUCUGGUGGCGGGCUUUGAGACAACAUCCACAGCUCUAACCCUGGCCUUGUACGAGCUGGCACGUCACGAACAUAUCCAAAGCCAGCUGCGGGAGGAGAUCGAGGAGGUCAUCGCGAACUAUGGGGAGAACGGAGAGCUAAACUACGAGGCCAUGCAGAAAAUGAAGUAUCUGGAGCAGGUCAUAUCGGAAACCCUGCGGAUGUAUCCCGUGGCCACAGAGCACAUGCGUCGUGCCAAUGGACACUUCGAGGUGCCAGGUCAUCCGAAGCAUUAUAUACCAGCUGGAUCGCAUCUGAUCAUACCUGUCUAUUCCAUACACCAUGAUCCGGAAUAUUAUCCGGAGCCGGAGAAGUUUCUGCCUGAACGUUUCACAGAGGAGGCUAUACAGAAACGGCCCAGCUGCGCCUUUCUACCCUUCGGUCUGGGUCCCCGCAUCUGCAUUGGCAUGCGUUUUGGCCGUAUCAAGCUGGCCGUGGGUCUAAUUGCAUUAAUACGUAAUUUUCGCUUUGUCUUUGCGCCCACCACCCCACAGACCAUGCAAUUCGAGAAGCAUUCGUUUCUACUACACACAAAAGGUUUCCAGCUGCAGGUGGAGCCGCUCGGCUAG